UCACCGGUGAUGAAGCAUAUGACACUAUUGAUCAAGCUGUAUGAUGAAAGCAAAAUGACAAUGAGCGAAAAAAUAUGUUCAAAGAACUUGCGUUGCAAGUGCUUAUAUCCAGUUUUGUUUCUGUAAAAAAGAAAUGUUUGUUAUGAAGAAUGACUGUGCACGGAUUAAAAGCGUUGAAGUUAGUUUUCCUCUGUUCUGUGGUUGUAUCUUCCGUCCAGGUGUUGCUCUAUAGAACUAUUGUUUUAAAUGCGAAAUAUUCGCAAGAAACAAGAUAUCCUUGGAAACUGGAAACAAGAGACACUGAAAAUGAAGCUUUUUCACAAGAAAACGCUCGUGUUGCAGUCAAUGCAUCAGAUAUAUUGCAAGAAAAGACACCGACAACGCGUGUGGAUGUACACUUCGAAGGGGACGCCAGGGUAUGCAACUUACACGUUGAAAUGUCCGAAUAUCACCGAUUUGUUGAAAUGACUUCUAAUCUAUCGGACUGGUCAUAUAAUAAGAGACUGACCUGUCCCAAGUUGAAUAUAAAGAACAGAAUAAACACUACCCGCAUGAAAUUGGUAGUAAGAUGUCAUAAAGAUGUGGUGUUUGCAAACCUCAAACCUACAAACUCAACAGACGAUAUUCAAAAAGUUCAACCGGGGGACAAUUGUUUGAGAAUGUUUGUCCAAAAGUGUUGUUUGGAUUCGCUUCCCGUGCCAAAUGUUGUUCAUUAUGUCUGGUUUAAUAAGAAGGAACUUUCUUUCUUUGAAUUUGUAAGUUUCAUGUCAACGUUGCGUUUUGUGCGUCCGUGCGCUAUUUUCAUUCAUGGUGAUAUGCUUCCUUCCGGAAACUACUGGAAUUUCAUUGUUAAUAUGUAUCCGAAUAUUGUGCACGUUGUGCGCAUGGUGAAAGCAACAUUGUUUGGCAGGAAAGUCCAAUACGUGGAACAUAAUGGAGAUAUCUGGAGAAUAAAAGCACUGCAAAGAUUCGGUGGAAUUUAUAUGGACACCGACACAUUAUUAGUGAAACCAAUUGAACCGCUUCGCAAAUAUCCAUGCACAUUGUCCCGCCAAACUAAAAAUAGGACUGUAUCUUCUGCGUUCAUUAUGUCGGAAAGGAAUGCGACUUUUAUACGUGAAUGGUACGAGUGGUAUACCAUUUACUAUGUCAAUGAUAGCUAUACAUAUAACGCUAUGAUGUACCCCAGUUAUCUAGCUAACCGGAGACCUGAAACUAUCCACAUUGAGUAUGGAACGAUCUCGAGGCCGGAUGAACAGCUUCGAGAUGUUAUAUUCAACACGAAUACAGACUGGUCAAAUAUUUAUGGGAUGCAUCUUUUCGUCAGAUCCUAUAUAAAGUACUCGAAAUUUGUCGAUGAAAACAACGUCAAGAAUUUUAAUACGACUGUUGGUGCAAUUUGUAGACAUAUUCUCUUUGGAAACAAACAGCUAUGUACUUAGAAGCACCAAUAAGUUUGCAAGGGUGUAUGAAACAUGUGAGUACAUUGUACAUAAAGAAAAGGGGAAAAAAUAAUUUACAACGAAUGAUAAGAAAAGGUAUCCACGCGUCAAGAAGCCUUCCGAAUCAAGAUUUGUUUUGCUCAAACAACAUUUUAUGCAUUUUAAUACGACAAUGUGUAACGGUUUAUGCUUCUAUAUUUUACAAUAACAUACAGUGGUAACUGCAGGCCCUGUCUUACAAGCUUCAAUCCAUUCUUUUUCUUCAGUUGUAACUAACACAACGGCAGUCUUUAUAGAAAAUGAAAAUGUUAUUCUACUGUGACGGUUUAGGACAGCAGUAGAUUUAUUAUUACCGACAUUUUUCUACCUGGUAAAUUUUAACAAACUAUGAUGGGCAUUUCAACGAAACUAAAGUAGUGCCAGUUACACAAAGUAUAAGAAAUACUGAAGAAAAAAGUAUUUCUUCUCGCGGGCAAAAGGAAAGUCACGAUCAAUCGGUUGGCAAAUUAUUUUGUUCAUUUCUCACAGAUCUAUACAAUCUGUUACAAGUAACACAUUGAAACAGAUACUCUUUGUAGUUUUUUAAUCGGUUACACAAGAUCUCGAUAUAUAAAGUGCACAUGUGACUUUAUACUUCAAAUAUACAAAGAUGGCCCUAAUUAGCAUUUGAUAUUGAUUCUGAGACUAGAAUAUGGAAGGCCGAUGCGCCAUGCUAAUUGACAAAUGCUUAAGCCUAAAUGAUUAAUGUUGCAUGUCAAAUUCUUAGUACUAAAUGCCAAAAGUAGAAUAUUUAAUGCUAUUUCCAAAUGAUAAAUGCUGACUGUCAAAUCCUUUAAGGAUCUGUAUGUCUUAAAUUGAUAACAGAAUUUUCAAUUACUUGAAAACAUACAAUGUUCACCACAAUAGCGUGCUCCAGAUGUCAUGCGUCUAGUGGACCGAAAUUGCUUUCUUUGAAAUGUUUUACAUCUUACAUCUGUUGUUGGGGUUGCAAGACAUCAGUCUUCUAUAACCCCCUCAUGGAUUUGUACCCAGUUCUGUUCCGGAUGGGUGGAAUACUUUGCAUUUCCCAUGUAGGUAUCGAGUCUAUUCUUGAAACUGUUGAUCGAUGGUGCACUAACAAUAAUGUUUGGGAGUCCAUUCCGUUCAGAAAUAACCCGCACCGAGAAGAAGUGUUUCCUAAUUUCUUUUUUUCAAUUUAAAGUAUUUUUUUCUAAACAUUUCAAAGAAAACAAUUUCGGUCCAACAGACAAUUACCAGUAAAUUUAUGUAAAGAAGCCCAGUAACAACAAAAAGGAUGUGCUCAUUUGUUGUUUAAGUUAGCUGUUUCAAGAAGCAUUUUACUUUAGUUGUUCCAUAUUUUGCAAUUAACAUUUCCCAUGUAACAACUGAUAUUUGACAUUAAGCAUGGCGGAUCGAUCUUCAAUAAGAAUACAGUACAAGAUGAAAUAAGGAUAGAAUUGUGCAAUAAAUCAGAGUUAUCUUACGGUCAUUUUACCCUAACGCUGCUAAAUUUUUAAAAUGGAUUGGUCCGUCAUUCAAUUUGGACAGUACCAUUCAUUAACAAAAGGGGCGUUCACUGAAAAUUUACUGACUGAAUAACGAACAGUGCAGACCAAGAUCAGCCUGCACGGAUGUGGAUGUGCAGGCUGAUCUUGGUCUGCAUUGGUCGCAAGGCAAAAUUAAUUGCCGCCAGCAGGCUAAAGUACCGUUUCUAGGUCUAACUUCACUAUCAGUAUUUGAAAAACUAUAGCCACAUCGUUUAUAUGUGCAUGUUCAUAUCUGUAAAUUGGGUAUAAUUAGUAUGGUAAUGAUUUUAGAGUUGUAAUAGUUUGCUCGUACCUGAAAAAUCCCUGCACAAACGAAAAAGAUUAACAUUCUGUGAAGAAUGCCUGAUCAUAAUAUGGAGAUAAUUUAGUUUUUCGUACGACAGAUGUUCGCAAGGAUAAGGCCCAUUUUAGAUAGAUGUACUAGAUCAACUGUUAUAUAUACUAGAAAUUGUCAUAAAUUGCCAUAAUAAAGUAUAUUUUAAUCCAUCUUG
Messenger RNA from Mercenaria mercenaria, 3480 nucleotides. RefSeq lists its product as uncharacterized. NCBI's taxonomy places the organism in Eukaryota, Metazoa, Mollusca, Bivalvia, Venerida, Veneridae. The record is from RefSeq and is a predicted model, not a curated record. The transcript has 2 exons. Bases 150 to 1442 code for a protein of 430 amino acids.